Purpureocillium lilacinum is the source of this 2835-nucleotide messenger RNA. RefSeq lists its product as uncharacterized. Lineage: Eukaryota; Fungi; Ascomycota; Sordariomycetes; Hypocreales; Ophiocordycipitaceae. The record is from RefSeq and is a predicted model, not a curated record. Gene Ontology annotation, molecular function: protein binding. Gene Ontology annotation, cellular component: NuA4 histone acetyltransferase complex.
AUGUAUAACCCGGCGGCCUACACGCCCCUCGAGUCGCUGUUCCUCUUCCAGGCGCUGCUGACGCAGGGCCUGGACGCGGCGGCUUUCGUGCGCAUCUCCGAGGGGCUCAGGGGCAAUUCGCUUAUCCGGGAUGGCGACACGUACGACCCGGCGCGCCUGGCGCCCGAGGCGCUACAGCAGCUCUUCCUGCUGCUGCUGCGCGAGGAGGUGAAGAGCGAGGCCGACAGGACGGCGGACGGCGCGCCCGAUGCGUCCAAGUCGCCCAACUCGCGCAAGAGGAAGAUUGGCAGCCCGCCGCUGCCAUCGCUCCAGGACGCGCACAACCAUAUCGAGAAGAUCCCGGUGCUCGUGGACCGCCUCUACGCGCGGUAUCGCGACGGCGUCGUCAAAGACGUGCGCGAGGACGAGCGGCGGUUUGGCACCGUGCAGAAGGAGAUUCAGUUGCUCGAAAAGGUUGAGAAGGAGAGGCUCGCGUCCAAGGCCGCCCAGGGCAGCUCACCUGCACCAGUCGGGCGCGAUUCGAAGACGGCCGUCGGUGGGCACGCCGCGAGCCCGUCUCACGUCCCGAUCGCACCGAACGCGGCGGCCGGCGUCAAGCGCGGUCCGACACCAAACACGCCCGUCUACCCGCCAAAGCUGCCCACCACCGCCACUCCAGUACAGACACCGGUCGUGCCGCCAAGUCACCCGCCUGUUGGAGUGCCGCCUGCGCGGCCGACGCCUUCGCCCAAGCCGGGAACUGGACCGGGAUCCGUGCUACAGCCUCCGGCCGGCGUGCCACAGACUGGCCCUCGAGUCCUGCAAUCCCCAGCGCAGCCCGGCAAGCAGGCCAUUCCUCCGCGUCCAGACGCGACGAAGGCUGUCAAAGACGCUGCUCCAGGCACACCACAGCCGGUACCUACACCUGCCAGCGGCCUGAAGUGGGAGAAGCCAUAUCAGCCGCCUCAGGCCGGACAGGCAACUCCCGCUGGGCAGCAACAGCAACCGCCGAACGUGCCGCCGAGUGCAGCGAGCCAGCAAAAACCCUUGCAGCCUCAACCACAGCAGCCGAUCCAGCCGGCCCAGCCUCAGCAACCCCAGCUGGCUCAACAACGGCUUCAACAACAGCAAUACCCCGGCCACACUCCGGGCCAAACCCCAGCGACUGCUCAACAAGCACGUCCUACCGGCAAGCCGGUUCUGGCAUCUCCGCAAGGAACAGGCCAGGUCGCAACGCCGCUGCAACCGGCGCCUCCUCGACCAGCAGGAGUUGCUUCGCCGCAGGUUCGCCCGCCGUCGACGACACCCGUGCUGCCGCCUGGACGACCCAUCCAGCCGCAGCAGCCUCAGCUACCACAACAAGCUCAGCCAGCUCAUCCACAGCCUCGACCCAUCGCGGCUGCGUCUCCCACGCCACCGAAGGGCGCUGCUGGUCCUCACGUCCCUCCGCAGAGAUGGCCUCAGUCCCAGGCAACCCCUGCCCAGCAGGGACAGCGCCCUUCUCCCUCAGCAUCACCCGCACCUCUGGCUUCCGCGAAAGACAAGCCCUACACGUCUCCCUAUACCACGCAACCCCCACGACCCGCCAUCCCAGAGCACAUUAUCCGGCAAGCUGCUGGAACCCCAGCUGUCAGGCGGCUUAGCCCUGUAGCCGCACCUACCACGCCGGGCGCGACGACACCUGUCUCUUUGACGCGCGGCUUCGGCACCAAAUGGGCAUCGCAGUCGACGCCUUCGACGCCAGGUCCUAUCGUCGCCGAGCCAGAAAGCCCGGCAUAUGAGCCGGUCAGCCCCCCUCCGCGAGAUGCAUCCAUUGUAUCUGAUACGCCAAAGACCGGUAUGAGGAAGGUGAUGCCCAAGCCUACGCCUCAGGGUGAGGCGCCCACAUCAAGGCCCCGUGGCCGCCCGCCGCGUAAUGCCCGGGCGAGCGCCACGCCUUCGGUCUCGAGAAGGAGUCAGUCCGUGGCGUCGCAGGCAGACGAGCUUGCGUUGGACCACCAUUCUAUGCUUUCCACGACCAAGAUUAAGAAGGAGGCUAUGACGCCACGGGCGCACGACGAUGCGGGUGACACCACAGCAGACGAGAGCGUGCACGGCAGGACGCACAUGGCCACGCCGGGCAGCGUGUCUUCUCGUCUUGCGAAGCGGAAGCGGCAAGAAUCGCCGCAUGAAUCGACACCGCCACUCAGCCAGGUGUUAUGGACGCGAGGCUUUACGAAGGUUUCGUCGUCAGCCCUGGACCAGAUCUCGAGCCACCGCGACGCGAACAUGUUUGCGACGGGGGUCCGCGAGAAGGACGCGCCCAACUAUCGCCAAAUCGUACUGCAGCCCCAGGACAUCACCUCCAUACGGUCCGCGAUCAAGCAGGGAAACAAGGCUGCGAUCCAAGCGGCCUCCAGCCUCCCUGGGGGCGAUCCCGGCGCUGCCAGCGUGUGGCUGCCUUUCUCCGAGGACCUCGUCCCGCCGAAAGGCAUCAUCAACAGCGCCCAGCUCGAGCGGGAGCUCGUCCACAUGUUCUGCAAUGCCAUCAUGUACAACCCUGACCCGGACCGCGGCCCUGGGGCGUCGUUUAUGAAGCGCUCCCAGGACGAGGAAGAAGAGGUUGUCGGCUAUCACGUCGACGAGAACGGCGUGGUCAAAAACACGCGCAGCAUGUUCGUCGAGGUGGAGAAGCUGCUGGGCGACCUGCGCAGCGCCGAGAAGGAGCGCGGCGUGCCCCCGCCGCUGUCGGCCACGCGCCAGGCGAGCGUGGCGACUCCGGCGGACGACACGGCCGAGGACGAGGACGAGCUGGCGGGAGACGGCGGCGCGGCAGCCAGCAUCGGGAAGAGGCGCCGGAUAGGAACGAGGGGUUGA